UUUGGGGCUGAAGGUCCCUGGGGAGGCUGAGUCAGCAGCCUGCCUUCACCAGCCUGCUGAGGAAGAGGAGUGUUUCCAGGCUUUCAGGUCGUGCCCUUCAGCUAAAGCAGACCAGAGAGGCCUCCUGAAUAGGUAGCUGGAUUUAAGAACAAGACAGGAGAAGAAAACAUGAGGCCAUGGCUGAGAGGCCUGGUCCUCCAGGCACUGAAGAACUCCCGGGGAUGCUAUGGGUCUCAUAGGCAUCCACCACCUCCACCUGUCCCUCAGAAGGUUGUGGCCACCUGGGAGGCUAUCAACCUGGGGAAGCAGCCUAUGCCUGAGUAUUUCAACUUUGCCCAUGAUGUGCUGGAUGUGUGGAGUCAACUGGAAAAGGAUGGGCACCGGCCCCCAAAUCCUGCAUUCUGGUGGGUCAGUGGCACAGGAGCAGAGGUUAAGUGGAGCUUUGAGGAGCUGGGGAAGCACUCCAGGAAGGCAGCCAACGUUCUGACAGGUUCAUGUGGCCUGCAGCCUGGGGACAGGAUGAUGCUGGUGCUGCCUCGGCUCCCAGAGUGGUGGCUGGUGAGCGUGGCUUGUAUGCGUGCAGGAAUAGUCAUGAUUCCGGGUAUCUCUCAGCUGACAGAGAAGGACCUCAAGUACCGGCUACAGUCAAGCAAGGCCAAGGCCAUUAUCACCAGUGACUCCCUAGCUCAGCGGGUGGAUGCUAUAAGUGGUGACUGCCCCAACCUCCAGACUAAGCUGCUGGUGUCUGACAGCAGUCAGCCAGGGUGGUUGAACUUCAGGGAACUCCUCAGAGAGGCAUCUACAGAGCACAAUUGUGUAAGGACCAAGAGUCAAGAUCCAAUGGCUAUCUACUUCACCAGUGGGACCACUGGAACCCCCAAGAUGAUUGAGCACUCCCAUUGCAGCUAUGGACUAGGUUUUGUGGCCAGUGGAAGGCGGUGGGUGGCAUUGACCAAAUCAGACAUUAUGUGGAACACAACGGACACUGGUUGGGUGAAAGCAGCCUGGACUCUUUUCUCUGCCUGGCCUAAUGGAUCUUGCAUUUUUGUGCACGAGCUGCCUCAAGUUGAUGCCAAAUUUAUCCUGAGUACUCUCUGCACAUUCCCGAUAACCACCUUCUGCUGUGUCCCAACCAUCUUUCGGUUGCUUGUGCAGGAGGACCUGACCAGGUACCGGUUUCAGAGCCUGAGACACUGUCUAACUGGAGGAGAAGUCCUCAACCCUUAUGUGAGAGAGAAGUGGAAGCAGCAGACAGGCCUGGAGCUGCAUGAAGGCUAUGGACAGUCUGAAACAGUUGUAAUCUGUGCCAAUACAAAAGGCAUGAAAAUCAAGUCUGGAUCCAUGGGGAAACCAUCCCUACCUUAUGAUGUCCAGAUAGUGGAUGAUGAAGGCAACAUCCUGCCUCCUGGAGAAGAGGGAAACAUUGCUGUCCGCAUCAGACCCACCAGGCCUUUCUGUUUCUUCAACGGCUAUUUGGACAAUCCUGAGAAGACAGCCAGAUCAGAACAAGGGGACUUUUACAUCACAGGGGAUCGAGCCCACAUGGACAAAGAUGGCUACAUUUGGUUCAAGGGAAGAAAUGAUGAUAUCAUCAAUUCUUCAAGCUACCGGAUUGGGCCUGUUGAAGUGGAGAGUGCCCUUGCGGAACAUCCAGCUGUCCUUGAGUCUGCUGUGGUCAGCAGCCCGGACCCCAUCAGAGGGGAGGUGGUAAAGGCAUUUAUUGUCCUUGCCCCUGAGUAUACCUCUCAUGACCAAAAGGAACUAACCCAGGAGCUCCAGGACCAUGUGAAAAGGGUGACUGCUCCCUACAAGUACCCCAGGAAGGUAGCCUUCAUUUCAGAACUGCCAAAGACGGUUUCUGGAAAACUCCAAAGGGGAAAACUAAGAAGCCAAGAGUGGGGAAAAUGAGAUCCCAGGGCUAACCAGGGAGCUGCUCAGAUUUUGCACGAAGACACUGCACCUAAGAACAGGUGCAGCAGAGAUCUGGUAGCUUCUGGUCCUGAGUUUCUACACCUCACACCAUCCUGAAGACUUAGUUGCACAGUAUUAGGUCAGCUCAAGAUUAAGCUUUCCAGCAGUAGCUUUUGCAUCAUCCCUGUUGGGCCAGGAGGGGGAAAACAGAACAAAUGCUUCCUGGUGUUGUGCCCUGUGACUGGGGGACCCAAGCUCCCCUCCCCCACAUUUGGGGUCUGAGCAGAGGAGAAGCCUCAGAUGCCACAAGCACCACCUGGAAAACCUUGGGCAACUACAUCAGUGGGGAUUUUGUCAAGGAAGAAUGGGGAGAACUCUGGCAGACCAGGAGCCCUGGGCCCCCUCUGCAGAACCCUGGGCAGUUGGGACAACCUCCUGCCUGCACAACUGUGCUUCAGCAGUCUCUGCCCUGGGGGAACAGCCCCCCAACUGUACCCAGAGGUCUGCAGUGGUGAAUUACAUUUGGACACCCAACUUAAUCUCUGAGUUGAUGCUUUUUGUGCAGCAAUAUGAUUGGACUGUUACUGUAAGUGAAGUAUCUCCAGGAUGGAAAAAGAAAUACCACAUGUACUCUCUAAUUGGAGCUAACCAAUGUGCACACAGAGAAUUAAAAGUCAUCAGUAAUCAAGCAUGGGAGAGCAGGGAAGGAGGGACAGAAAACUACCUAACAGGUAUAAUGAACACUGUUCAUGUGAUGGGCACACUUAUAGCCAUGACUCAGCAUUACAAAUCUAUCCAUGUAACAAAAACAUAUUAUGUGAAACAUAUUAAAUACUUAUGAAAUAUACAUGAAACCUAUUAAGUGCUCCCUUCAUAUUUUGAAAUAAAAUAAAGUGAAAGACAGAAAAAAAUACUUUCCUCUUUUCUGAUUCUAUGUUGAUAUUUAAUUUGUGAAAUUUCUAUGUAAGUAAAUGUUUUACAAAGUGACCAUUAAAUGAGUAUUUUUUUCUAAUUCCUAUUUUGAAUCAAAUAUAACACUUAAGUAUUAACAAAUAAAGUAUUUGUUAAAAAGGAAAAAAGUGAAAUUAAUAAAAGGCUAUAAGAUGGGAACUGAACUCUGCAACAGAAUGGGCAUAUUUAAAAUAAAUAUCUAA
This is a messenger RNA of Nycticebus coucang (slow loris), 3065 nucleotides long. RefSeq names its product acyl-CoA synthetase medium chain family member 5 (gene ACSM5). The transcript is spliced from 15 exons. Gene Ontology annotation, molecular function: fatty-acyl-CoA synthase activity; fatty acid ligase activity. Gene Ontology annotation, cellular component: mitochondrial matrix. NCBI's taxonomy places the organism in Eukaryota, Metazoa, Chordata, Mammalia, Primates, Lorisidae. Bases 169 to 1908 code for a protein of 579 amino acids. The record is from RefSeq and is a predicted model, not a curated record. Gene Ontology annotation, biological process: acyl-CoA metabolic process; fatty acid biosynthetic process.